ACACCACAUUCCAUUCCACGCUGAAAUGCUGGCGUUCGUGCGCGCGGCGUAUUUACGGGUUUUGGGGUCAAAAUGGUGAUCGAUAAGUUCAUAAGCAUACAGUUUAAAAUUUAUUGCGUUCCGUGAGAGUAUUUUUCUUAUAUAAAUUAAAAUUGAUUAUAGUAUAGAUGAAUUUAUCUGCAGCAUCCUUAAAUUUCAAAUUCAAUAUUGUAUAUCUAGAGUAAAUUUUCAAAAGGUCCUAUGCGACAAAAGUAAACAAACUGAGUUAUUUAUUGCAUGAAAUUCUGCAAGCCGAAAACUACACCUUCCGCUGAUCCAAUUUAUUAAAAGCCUUUUAUUUUUUCAGUUAUUGAUUAAAUACAAAACAACCUAAAACGAUUCUCAAUAAAUUCUACACCAAAUAAUUAUAGGUCGUUUUACCACGUGGGAGUCCUAUAUGCAUUAGGGUCAAGCGUGCACAUAGAACCUUAGCAAUUCAACUUAUGAUUCAUUUAUAUCAUUUUUCAAUUAUGAUGCAUAUACGCCCAUAUCAAAAUGACCAAGGUGCAUGAUUUUUAGUUAUUUUGUUAAGUCGUUUUUUAUGAAACUCUGAAACAAAAAUAUUUUGCAAUCUUCAUGUUUGUCCAGUCCUUGCGCAACGUGUAGUCAUCAGCUGAUCGAGAAUAUGAAAUGUUUCAAUGCUUGCAGUGCGAGAGAGAGAAACCGUUAGGAGAGAAAAUCGACCAAUCAGCGCUCUCGUCGUCAGCUGUCAGAUAGGUGCUGGCAAAACAUCCUAUGCGACAAUGUAAACAAUAUUUGGCAGAGUCGCAUAGGACUUUUCAAGUUUUGCAAAUUUGCAGUUGUUUCUAUUUGCUUUUUUGUUUUAAAAGUGCUUUAAUCUUAUUAUAAGCCGAAUACUUGUGUCCAGGUAAGUUUUUCCUAGAAAAUAAUGCGGUGACUGCGUUUUGGCAGCUGAUAAUUAAAUUUAAAAAAAGUGUUUCUUGCGUUUAAUUUCAUAUUUCAUUCCAGAUGUGUGGCGCCCGAGAUUGGACGGCAACGUGCGAAAGGACGCCGUCGGGACGAGGAUUCGCCGAAGGCCAUCCUGAACCGGCUGACCGGUCACGUUCCGUGCGCGGCCAACGGGUACGCCUCGCUGGCCAGCGUCGACUCCAUGAAGGACUUUGUGGCCCAGUCGCCCUCGCGAAGCUACAUCGUCGUGCUGGACAACGCCGACCGGGUGCGCGACAUGGACCACAACAUGCUGCCAAUGUUGCUGCGACUGAACGUGUGCGUGCUGCUCGUGUCGGAUUUGCCGUUUGAAAAGUACUUUGUCAGGACGGGGCUCGCGCCGGUAGUGAAGCUGUUUGUGGCCGAGUACAGCAAGAAGGACAUUUUGGUGAUUAUGAUGAACGAUUUCGAGGCGGUGCGGGAGCAAUUAAGGAUUGAGUUGGAGUCUUACAAGCAUGCCAACUUGUCGGAGGAGGAAAUUGAUAAGCAUCUGAAGAUUGUGGAGAUGCUGACGCCCGAUUUCUACGAAAACUACCUCAACAUCUUCUUGAACGUGUUUUUCAAGGUGUGUCGCGACUUGAAGGAGCUGCAGCUGGUUGCGCUCGAGUGCUUCCACAAGUACUGCGAACGGGUGCUGGACGGGACGACUGCCGCGGACGACGUGACCCGGCUUUGGCGGAAUAUUUCUAAAACCAUGAAACUUGCCCUCGGGACAAUCUUCAUGCGCAUGGAGAACGUCAACCAGGAGUUGCUACGUCCCAUCACCGUCGACGGCCAGACUUCUUCGGAAUCCGUCGAGAAGAUGCAAACGAUGAAGCGGCUGGCGCAAACCCUGGAACUGCCCUUCUACACCAAGUUCCUGCUGAUUGCGGCGUACCUCGCGAGUCACAACGCCGCCAAGGAGGACAAACGACUGUUUAUGAAAUAUCACGACAAGCAAAAGAAGCGCCUCCAGUCGGUCAACGCAAAGGCCGAGGUGUCGAAGAAGAUGGCCACCCAGCUGGGACCGAAGGCGUUCACCAUCGACCGGCUGUUGGUAAUUUUUUACGCCAUUCUGGACGAGAAGGUCGGCCUGACGUGCAACUUGUUGGCGCAAAUCUUAACGCUAAUUCAUCUCAAGUUCCUGAACUUUGCCUCCAGCGAGGGAACCAUCAUGGACGGCAGCACGCGACUUCAGUGCACCGUAGGAAUGGACUUUAUCGUGCACAUCGGCUAGAUGGUCGGCUUCAACGUGAGACAAUACCUGUGCGAUUUCUUCUAA
Messenger RNA from Culex pipiens pallens (northern house mosquito), 2248 nucleotides. Its product is annotated as origin recognition complex subunit 5-like. Gene Ontology annotation, cellular component: nucleus; nuclear origin of replication recognition complex. The record is from RefSeq and is a predicted model, not a curated record. Gene Ontology annotation, biological process: DNA replication; DNA replication initiation. Gene Ontology annotation, molecular function: DNA replication origin binding. Lineage: Eukaryota; Metazoa; Arthropoda; Insecta; Diptera; Culicidae. The transcript has 2 exons.